Mytilus trossulus (common blue mussel) is the source of this 1380-nucleotide messenger RNA. RefSeq names its product complement C1q tumor necrosis factor-related protein 4-like. The transcript is spliced from 5 exons. Gene Ontology annotation, molecular function: protein binding. NCBI's taxonomy places the organism in Eukaryota, Metazoa, Mollusca, Bivalvia, Mytilida, Mytilidae. Bases 29 to 1342 code for a protein of 437 amino acids. The record is from RefSeq and is a predicted model, not a curated record.
UUGUCAUUUUGUAAACCAACCAUUGACUAUGUUGCUGUGGUUUUGUUUUGUUGCUACUUUAGCCGGAGUUUCUGGUCAAAGUGUUGUAGCUUUUUCAAAGGGAUUAGUUGCACAUGCGCACCUGACGAAGGGCGAGAUUGUAACCUACAAUAAAGACAUAACCAACAUUAAUGCCAAUUUCACCAGUGACGGAAAGUUCCAAGUGCAAAUUCCAGGAAUUUACUCCUUCCAUUUCUAUUCCCUUAGUAGGAGUGAUGCAGAAAUUUGGCUGGAAUUUUACAAAAACGAAGACUAUCUUGUGUCCAUCUAUGCCUACACAGCUAGCGAUUGGGCUGAUGCCGGAAACACAGUGAUCCUAGAACUUCAGGCGGGAGAUACAAUUUACGUGAAAGCAGCAGACGACUACGACAACUCAUUGUAUGGCGCUGCUGGAGAAAUUUAUACUACUUUCACUGGAGAACUUUUAUUCUCUGAAGCGUCUGGUAGUGUCAAUCCUGUUGCUUUUUCUGCUGGACUUACCCAUAACAUGUCUCUGCCUAAUGGUGGACCAGUACUGUUUGAUAAAGUCUUAACCAAUGCAGGAAAUGGGUAUGAUGCGAGUUCCGGAGACUUUGUAGCACCUGCUGAUGGAACAUACAUGAUUCAUUAUAACUCUCUUUCAGAAUUAGGUCGUGAAAUGUUUUUGGAUCUUUACCUCAAUGACCAGUAUAUCAACUCUGCCUACGGGGAAGCAGAUCAUACAUGGGCUGAUGCAGGAAACAGUGCCAUCUUAGAUCUAAAACAAGGAGACAGGUUAAGAGUCCGUAGCCGGGCUGGGGAAAACGUGGUAGUAUAUGGGGGUCCAGAUGAGAUUUACUGCACAUUCUCGGGUGUGCUGUUGUCUUCACAGAAUACAGAAACCUCAGGUCCAAAUGCAAAUGAAAUUCAAGCUUUUUCUGCAGUACUGACCCAGAAUCAGAAUAAUGGCGGAUCAACAACAAAAGUUGUCUGGGAUAAAGUUUACUCCAACAAAGGUGGCAAUUUUAAUGCAACAACAGGUAUUUUCACCGCCAAAGUUGCUGGCGUGUAUGUUUUUAAUUAUCAUGGACUAGCUCAACAAGACGAAGAAGUCUGGAUGGAACUCUAUCACAACUACAUGUAUGUUAAUUCCUUAUAUGGUCAUGCUCCUCAUGGCUGGGCUGGUGGUAGCAACAGUGCGGCAUUGAAACUAGCAGUAGGAGACACUGUCUAUAUCGAUAUGAAAGCCCACAACACAUUAAUUUAUGGUAGAGCGGAUGAAAUAUAUUGUUCCUUUUCUGGAUAUCUGUUGGCUCCUAUGGGAGGAACAUCAAUUGUCGGAUAACUAGAUUGAAAUAUCUGAUAUUUGGUGGUAACAUUUAU